UUUGACGGCUGCACUCCCUGGGCCGCAGAGGACAGCCAUCCGUCCUUUGAGGGGAAGACGCGCGCGUCUGGACCAGCUAGGUCCCGGGCCGCCUCCGGGUUAAACUUGGGCCGGCUGAUUUAGCUUUAGCUGCCAGGACUUUUGGCUAAACUGAGCUCCCACUUGAUCCCCGCCCGUCCAAGAGCGAGCAACUGGGGGCGCCCGCGCCGGGUCCCUGCCCAGCAGGGAAGCCACGACUUGCCCCUCCUGACUGUGGUGCGGGGCUGGCCACGACCGCGUCCGGGUGAUACGGACCGAGGACAAGGCGGUACUCGCUCUGGCACGUUCGCUCUGCCCGUGCGAAGUUCAGCUUAGAAGUUGAGCCCUGCGCUUGUGGAAGUUUAGGGAGGAAGUGGGUGGGCUGGCGGGUCACCUCCAGCCUCUUUAGUGCCCCAGCUCGGGGACACCGGGCUCUCGGUUUAAUCCUCCGACCAAACACCAGGAGUCUCCCCUCUGUGUUUUUCUCGCCGGCUCUUCCCCGCUCCUUUUGGCUGCUCCGCACUGCGGCCGUGAGGCUCUCUCCCCCCUGCGCUCGGGACCCGGACCCCAGACGUGGGGAGGUGUCGCCGCGGAGGUUCGAGGAGGGGGCGGAGCCCGCAAACUGGGAGAUCCCCCUUUCGCUUCAAGCACACUGACACCUUCCCUAGUGAGCCCCCCACUCCGCUCGGAGGAGCCAGGUUCGGCGGCCCCCGUGAAGGGGGCGGGGCGUCGGGGAUCCGCGGGGGAGGCGGGGGCCCUCGAGGCGAGGGGCGGGGCCGGCGAUCCCUGCGGGGCUCCGGGAGGGGCGAGCUAGUGCGGCUGCCGCUCCACUAAGCUUCUGCCUGAGGACGCGCGCGCGCUCGGUGCCCGCGGGAGGUAGAGGGUUCCGCCGUGCCCCGGCGUCCGCCCAGUGGACCCGCGUGUCCUCGCGCGGCGGGCGGCGGCCCCUCCGCGGCGCGCGCCUCGGCCCCGCCGCAGAGCCUACGCGGCGCGUGUGGGCGUCUGUCUGGGCCGCGCACCGGCGCCCGCUCUUUCACUCCUUCCGCAGCCGCCCAGAUAAGGACGCGCUGGGGCUGGCGGCCCGCGGACUCCCCGGGGACUCGGACGGACGCGGCGCCCUCCGAGCCUUUCGUGCGGCCGAGCCUGUGGCGCUUUGGUCCACAACAAAUGAACAAAAACGAAUAUUUAAAGGUCAAUAAAAACACAAGCCACCAAGAUAAGUCAGUGACCGAGUGGAUAAGGGGUAGCCGUGUGGCAGGAGUGAUUCGGGCAGCAUCCCCUUGUGUGUGUGUGUCUCCUCUGCUGGUAGCGUCACAGAAGAAGCAGAAGAGGCACUGAGAAGUUCUGGUGGUUUCCAGAGAGUUAAGCUCCAGAGAGCUUAACCAGAACCCAAAACGAUCGCAUCAGAAGUGACGGUGGAGGUCAGUGCCAACCUCCUGAUUUGACAAGUUUGGAAGAUGACACACAACGCAGUUGCCUUUGCUCUGGCGGCAGACUAGCGGGCGGAAAAGUAUGACACAAAUUUGAUGUCGGUGUCUGCUUGUCUGCUUCCCCAAGGUCAAGAAAUUAUCUCCUUAGAAGGCAACAGUACUAUGCACGUUAUGAAUUGUGUCUCCUUGGUCAGUGAUAAAGGAAAUGGGAAUAUUGCCACGACAGCUGGAUUCAUGAUUGGGCAAACGCCGCCACCACCACCUCCUCCUCUACCCCCUCCACCUCCACCAUGCCCAUACUCAGGGAAAGGGUUUCCUCCCCCUCCCCCUCCCCCUCCACUGCCUGGGGGGCCUCCGGUCCCCCCUCCCCCCCCAGGACUACCCCCAACCUCUCACCUGAACGGCUACAGCCACCUCGGUAAGAAAAAGCGGAUAAGGAGCUUUUUUUGGAAAACCAUUCCAGAGGAGCAAGUUCGUGGCAAAACCAACAUCUGGACCUUGGCAGCCAGGGAGCAGUGUCACUACCAGAUUGAUACAAAGAGCGUCGAGGAGCUGUUUGGGCAGCAAGAAAAUACCACCAAGUCUUCCCCUUCUGGGCGAGGAGGGCCUUUAAAUUCGUCCUUCAGGGAGGGCAGAGAAGAGAUUACUAUCCUGGAUGCAAAACGGAGCAUGAACAUUGGGAUAUUUCUAAAGCAGUUUAAGAAGUCUCCUCUGUCCAUUGUGGAAGAUAUUCAUCAAGGAAAGAGUGAGCAUUAUGGAUCAGAGACAUUACGUGAAUUUCUUAAGCUUUUGCCAGAGUCAGAGGAGAUAAAGAAACUAAAGGCAUUUAGUGGAGACGUGGCCAAGCUGUCCCUAGCAGACUCCUUUCUGCACUGCUUAAUUCAGGUGCCAAACUGUUCACUGCGGAUUGAAGCCAUGGUGCUAAAGAAAGAAUUUUUGCCCUCUUGUUCUUCUCUAUACACAGAUAUAACCAUUCUAAGAACCGCUACAAAAGAGCUGAUGUCAUGUGAGGAACUACAUUCGAUAUUACACUUGGUGCUGCAAGCAGGGAAUAUCAUGAAUGCAGGAGGGUAUGCUGGCAAUGCAGUAGGAUUUAAACUAUCUUCUUUGCUCAAAUUGGCAGACACAAAAGCAAAUAAACCUGGGAUGAAUCUCCUGCACUUUGUUGCACAGGAAGCCCAGAAGAAAGAUGCCGUGCUUCUAAACUUUUCUGAAAAAUUGCAUCAUGUUCAGGAGGCUGCUAGAUUAUCUCUGGAUAACACAGAGGCAGAGCUGCACUCGCUCUUUGUCAGGACAAGAUCUCUAAAGGAGAACGUCCAGCGGGAUGGUGAGCUCUGUCAGCAGAUGGAAGAUUUCCUUCAGUUUGCCCUGGGAAAGCUGGCAGAGCUGGAGCGCUGGAAGCAAAAGCUCCAGGACGAGGCCCACACCCUCAUCGACUUCUUCUGUGAAGACAAAGACACCGUGAAACUGGACGAGUGCCUUCAGAUAUUCAGAGACUUCUGUGUCAAAUUCAACAAAGCAGUGAAGGACAACCACGACCGCGAGGUGCAGGAGCUGAGGCGCCUGCAGCGGCUGAAGGAGCUGGAGCAGAAACGGCAUUUCUGGCCGGCUGGGGAGCUUGGAUUCGGCCGGAGCAGCAGUGAGAAUGACGUGGAGCUGUUGACUAAGAGGGGCGUGGAGGACCUGCCGCCUUUCCUGCACUCCAGGCCCAUCAGCCUCUCCUACCGGCCCCCCAACACCCGCCGCUCCCGCCUCUCCCUGAGCAUCGUGGCCGACCGGGAGCUGCUGACCUUCCUGGAGAGCUCCACUGACAGCCCCGAGGAGCUCAAGUUCCACAGCUUGCCCCGGAGCUGCCCCUGGCAGGCCCCGGCCAGCGGAGCCCGGACGGAGCCUGGAGGACAGAGGUACCAGGGCUCCAGCCCAGCACACAGACCUCCAGUCUCGGAGGGCCAGGAGGAAACCCCCCACCCCACCUCCGCGUGGCCGAGGCAGCUCCCGGCGCCCCGACCUGAAGAACCCGCCCCCGCCUUACCCCGGGUUCGGCGCAAUGGGGUCAGCAUCCUCCGAAAGAGGAACAGCGAGCCCGUGGGCCUGGGUUCCGUGCGGUCCCCUCCACUUUCGCCGUUGGCUCUAGGGAUUAGGGAGCAUGAGCUGGUGACGGGUCUGGCCCAGUUCGACCUCCAGGCUGCCAAGGGCCCGGAGGAGCUGGCCCCGCUGACCGUAAAUGACUUCAGCCCAAUGGAGCUGGCGUCCGUGGGGGAUGAGAACCCGCAGUCCCUGGGCGCCAGCAACGGCAGCCCGACGCCCGUGGGCAGAGGUGCCCAGGGGGGUCCCAGCCCGGCCGCGGGGGAUGGCAGCGCUGCCCCGGAUGAGCCCAUCAGCGCGGCUCCAGUAUCUGAGGGCAGCAGCAACCCCGAGAACCAAGAUCCUGGGUCUCUGUUCUACAUCUCGGACACCACCGACUGCUCGCUGACCCUGGACUGCUCGGAGGGAACCGACUCCAGACCCGAAGGGGGGGACCCGGGGGAGGGGGGCGACGGGGAGGGCUCUGUGUCCUCUAGGGCUGGGGAGACGGGCGGCAGCCAGGUCUCCUCAAACCUUGCGUGCCACCCACCUGCGGAGGCUCCCACUGCCGCCUCCGCCGGCUCCCUCUCAGGGAAGAGCGAGCCGGACUGCAAGGGGGGCCUGCCCAAGGACAGGCCGGCCAGAGGGAGGGAGGUGAUGGCCCCGAAGAGGAGCCCCCUCAAAGAGGCGUCGACGGGGGCGUCCAGGGCUGGGCCUGCCCGGCGGGGCGCGGCAGCGGCGGGGCCGGUGCGGACGCUGACGGGCUGGGAGAGCGAGAGCAUGCGCAAGGUCGUGCCCAUCUCGCGCGCCGGCCGCGCCCCCCCACCCGGCAAGCGCGCCCCUCGCGAGGGCCCCGUCGGCGCUAACCCGCCGGCGCCGCUGUCGCGCCGCAGCUCGGUGCUGGGGACCCCGAACGCGUCGCCCGGGAGGUCUUCGACGGCGGUCCGGCCCGGGAGGGAGCCGCCAGCGCCAACCAGGAGCUCCUUCAGGAAGCCCAGCGCCAAGCCCCUGCGCAAUGUUCCACGGCAGAAGCCCGAAGAGAACAAGAUCUGCCGCUCCGGCUCCCAGGGCCCCGACAGCCCCGAGGAGCCGCCCCGCGCCCCGCCGGCCCCCAGCGCGCCCCGCGGCCCGGCCCCGGUCCCCAGCUUCGCCCGCAACACGGUCGCCUCCUCGUCUCGGUGCCAGAGGACCGACUCCCCGCCUGUGGCCAGAUCCCCGGGCCUCACCCGGACCGUGUCGCAGCGGCAGCUGAAGGUGAAGGGUGGCCCCGAGGACGCCGCCCCCAAGGACAGCGGCGCCCUGCGGCGGGCCGGCAGCGUCCGCGCCCCCCGGAAGGGGCCCGAGUCAGCCGAGGGCCCCGGAGACAGCGCCCAGGCCCCGCCGAAGGGCCGCGGGGCCGGGGAAAGGGCCUCCUUCCGGCUGAAGGACGCCUGUCGGGGGGCGCUGGGGAAGGGGCUCCAUCCCUUGUGGAAGUGAGAGGCGUCCGCGCUCCCCGCUCGCGUCCUGGGGUUCGGGUGGUGAGGACUGAUUUCUGCGAAAGGCCGACCCCGAAUGUCUAUUCCACAUAAAGUCCGCCGGGGCCACCUGCCAGUGCUCCUGUCACCGAAGGUGCAGCCGUGGGGCCCGCCCACCAUGCCGCGCUGACUGGCUGGAUGGACUGCCGGACGGACGUCCUGCCGCCACGGGUAGGCAUCUCCACCCGCGCCCCGGAGGUGGACCAGGCGGACCCCGUCUCCCAAACAGACCACAGAGACCCGUGAACGACUCAGACGAGGAAAAUGACUUUCCUAUGUAACAAGUAAAAGAAGAUUUGGGGCCAGUUUUUAUGUAUCAAUGACUUAUUUUUUAAUAUAAAAAUUAAACGUUGUUUUAGUUGGU
Messenger RNA from Aethalodelphis obliquidens (Pacific white-sided dolphin), 5390 nucleotides. It is a transcript of the gene FHDC1, whose product is annotated as FH2 domain containing 1. The coding region runs from base 1545 to 4988 and encodes 1147 amino acids. Lineage: Eukaryota; Metazoa; Chordata; Mammalia; Artiodactyla; Delphinidae. The record is from RefSeq and is a predicted model, not a curated record. The transcript is spliced from 13 exons.